This is a messenger RNA of Cryptomeria japonica (Japanese cedar), 1451 nucleotides long. RefSeq names its product phytochrome-associated serine/threonine-protein phosphatase. Bases 344 to 1255 code for a protein of 303 amino acids. The transcript has 10 exons. Lineage: Eukaryota; Viridiplantae; Streptophyta; Pinopsida; Cupressales; Cupressaceae. Gene Ontology annotation, molecular function: protein serine/threonine phosphatase activity. Gene Ontology annotation, cellular component: cytoplasm. Gene Ontology annotation, biological process: peptidyl-serine dephosphorylation. The record is from RefSeq and is a predicted model, not a curated record.
CAACAAUAAACGGUAUUUUAUUCGUUCCAAACAGUUGGAGUAUCUAAACCCUCCUUGUACAACAGUUAUUUGGGCCAAUUCAGGCACUUCGAAAAGAUAAGCCGUCCAAUCGAUGACUUUCCUAAUAUGAAUGGACUUGAAAUAAAGUGGGUACGUGAAAAAUAUCCUUGGCAAGGAAUCAACAAUAUUUUAGUGGUAUUUCCAACUGAAAGCAAAAGCUUUGUGCCUCUUCUGGAAUCUAUACAUUGCAAGCUUUUCCAUUCUCAUGUCUCUGAGGCCUCCUCUAGAAUCCUCUUGCAGAUCCAUCUAUUAUUAGAAUUAAUAAUAAUAGCAGUGAAGCUCCAUGGAUCUGGAUGAAUGGAUUGUCAAGGUCAAGGAAGGACAGCAUCUCAUGGAAGACCAGCUCAAACUCCUCUGUGAAUAUGUCAAAGAAAUACUUGUGGAAGAAUCAAAUGUACAGCCUGUGAAUAGUCCAGUGACUGUUUGUGGAGAUAUCCAUGGCCAGUUCCAUGAUUUAAUGAAGCUUUUCAAGACAGGGGGUCAUGUGCCAGAAACCAACUAUAUUUUUAUGGGGGAUUUUGUUGAUCGAGGCUACAACAGUCUUGAAGUAUUUAGUAUUCUUUUGUUAUUAAAAGCAAGGUAUCCAGCACAUAUAACUCUUCUCCGAGGUAAUCAUGAGAGCAGGCAAAUCACACAGGUCUAUGGGUUCUAUGAUGAGUGCCAGCGUAAAUAUGGGAAUGCAAAUGCAUGGCGUUAUUGCACGGAUGUAUUUGAUUAUCUCACUCUCUCUGCAAUAAUUGAUGCAAGGGUACUUUGCGUGCAUGGAGGGCUUUCUCCCGAUGUACGAACAAUUGAUCAGAUGAGACUCAUUGAGAGGAAUUGUGAAAUACCACAUGAAGGUCCCUUCUGUGAUCUAAUGUGGAGUGAUCCAGAAGAAAUUGAAACUUGGGCAGUCAGUCCUCGUGGUGCUGGGUGGCUUUUUGGAUCUCGAGUUACAUCUGAAUUCAAUCAUAUCAAUAACCUAGAACUUAUUUGCCGAGCACAUCAACUGGUUCAGGAAGGUCUUAAAUAUAUGUUUCAGGACAAGAGUUUAGUGACGGUAUGGUCUGCACCAAACUAUUGUUAUCGUUGUGGAAAUGUUGCCUCAAUUUUGAGCUUUAAUGAAAACAUGGAAAGGGAUGUAAAUUAUUUCACUGAAACUCAGGAGAACAAUGCCAUGAUGGGCCCAAGAAGUGGGGUUCCAUAUUUUUUGUAGAAUCAAUUUAUACCUUUCUACAGCUUGAAGAGGUGACAGUUAGGCUGAGGCCAUUCAGUCUCACCUCAAAUAAAAGAGGCUAAUCAUUGAGAUAUUGAAGUGACUGGUAACUAAAUGGUUGUAUUUUAGUGUACAUUUGUUUUGGGAGACUGGUUUUGCUCAUAAAUGUCAUCCAUAUUGACUUUUUUCAAAUUCA